Platichthys flesus (European flounder) is the source of this 1947-nucleotide messenger RNA. Its product is annotated as fibroleukin. The record is from RefSeq and is a predicted model, not a curated record. NCBI's taxonomy places the organism in Eukaryota, Metazoa, Chordata, Actinopteri, Pleuronectiformes, Pleuronectidae. The coding region runs from base 1 to 1245 and encodes 414 amino acids. The transcript is spliced from 6 exons.
AUGAUUCCAUUUGGUUCUCUUGGUAUGCUAUCACUGUAUGUGGGCACCCUGCUGUCUUUAGAUGCAUCCCCGGCCUGCACACACCCUCCCUGCAGGGACAGUCUGGUGGCUGCACCCAUGCCACCUGGGACAGGGGCAGGAGGCAGUGGGGCCUGUGAGGGUCAGACUGGGACAGCAGGCUGUCGCAUGGGGGUUGCACUUCCAGCCAUCCGGUCGGAGCACAGGCCCGAGUCCCCCCAGGUUCAGCCUAAGACUGGAGGUGUCAAAGAGCGUCUCGUUCAGCUGCAGCGCUGCAUGCACUCUCUCCAGGAAACAGGAGGAGCCUGGAGCCACGGGGGCCAGGAGAGCAACUCUCUGGGAGCCAUUCUGGCUCUAAUGGCAGCUGUGCUGACAGAGUGUGACCUCCACUGUCACAGCCAGGCCCUUGGGGUGAUGGCCAAACGACUAGAAAGUGCAGCAGUGGGGAGAGAGGGGGAGAAAGACCUGCUGCUGUUCCUGAAGAGCAUCACACAACACCCACCAACAGUUUCCCCUUUGGAGAGGUUACAUCCUCAGGACUGUGCAGAGAUUUACAGGCUCGGCAUCAAAGACAGUGGAAUCUACACCAUUCAGCCUGACCUGCACAGGCCGGCACUGGAGGCUAAAUGUGACAUGGAGACGGCGGGCGGUGGUUGGACGGUUAUCCAGAAUCGGCGGGACGGUUCGCUGAACUUCAACAGGACAUGGCAGGAAUACCGCGAGGGCUUUGGGAGUCCGCAGGGAGAGCACUGGCUGGGGAACGCAGCGCUGACCGCCCUCACCUCCGUCGGCCAACACCAGCUCCGGAUUGAGCUGGAGGACUGGCACCAACAGAAACGUCAAGCUACCUACAACACUUUCAAAGUGGCCUCAGAGGCACAGAGGUAUCGUCUGACAGCUCGUGAAUACUCUGGAGAUGCAGGCAAUGCCUUGAGUUACAGCAAACGCUACAACCACGACGGCAGAUCCUUCAGCACCGCUGACCGGGAUCAUGACCGCUACGCAGCAGGAAACUGUGGUCAGUACUACGGCACUGGCUGGUGGUUCGAUGCCUGCCUGGCGGCCAACCUGAACGGACGGUACUACCGUGGGCGCUACAGUGGGGUGACCAACGGUAUCUACUGGGGGACGUGGUACAUCCUGACAGACGGACGGACUGGAGAACGCUACUCCUUCAAGAGGGUGGAGAUGAAAACGAGACCUAGGAACUUUGUGGGAAGGUCCUAAAUCUAACAUGACUCUACUGAAAAUAAGUGGCACAACCGACUUGAAUGAUCAUGUCAGUCACAGUUGAUGAACAGAUGUGAGAUAUAGAGUUACAGCGUGGACAUCACUGUGUUUAGAGCAGCUUUCGUGUCGCCUUAAAAAUCUACGCAGACGGCAGCUAAAAGAUUCAAGAAAAAUAUACUUAAGAUAAUGUUUAAACAAUAUUUCAUGUUCACUUGCAGACAGUUUGAGCCUAUUCCCCCACAUUAAAAUUAUACUUCUGUUAAUUAUUGGGCUACUCCAUAGACUGUACAUAAAGAUGGACGAUAUGACCAAAAGUGAAGCCAAAGUGUCUCAAUCGCCACCUGGUGUUUGGUUGCUGUAGAGGUCAUAGAACCUACCACCAUCGACCAAACUAAAAAGACAAACAAUUUUGUUUGCCACAUGCGCAUGAUGGCAGCGUUUGUAUCUAGGAUAUUUAGGAAAUAUAUUUCUGGACAGCGGGAGGAAGUGGAGACAUGUCGUCCAUCUUUUAGAAAAGUCUGUGAUAACACCAUGUCAGACAAACAAAGAAAUAUAUAUUGAAAUAACUGUAGCUGUUACUGUUGUUCUACAUUUACUGCUUUAUUGCAUAUAAAAACAUAACUCAAUCAGUGCCCAGUGAAGCACGUAUAUACAUACAGAUGUUGUUUCUAUAUAGAUGAUGAAUUUAUUGCAAUGCUG